Messenger RNA from Xyrichtys novacula (pearly razorfish), 4217 nucleotides. The record is from the annotation of a GenBank genome assembly. Lineage: Eukaryota; Metazoa; Chordata; Actinopteri; Labriformes; Labridae.
AGGAGAGGAGAGAGAAGGAAACAAGAAGAACCUCUGAACAAGUCUUUGGAGUAUGAACAGACUUACACUCGCGGCUUUCCUCUUGGCACUGGGUUUUCUUGUCUGCGAAGGUGGUAAGUAGGGAACAAGACCCCACACUUCACAUUUUGAUGCUUUCUUUUUGCUCUUGCAUUGAUUUAAAACUAAAUUACUAAAGGCCACAAUUAAUAGUAUUUUAAAAUGAACUGUACUGCUUGGCAUUGGUUCCCUUCUAAUAUUGAUUUUUAUUAGCUUUUGCCAAAAAGAACAAAACACAAUUCAACUAUAUCUUAAUUCACAGAGAUGCAUGAUGUUUUGUAUUAAUGCCCAGGCUUUUUUGGCAGAUUAGUAUCUUAAGUGAACAUUUCAUAUGAUGUUUUACAGGUAACCCAUGUUGCUCAGACCCAUGUCAGAACAGAGGCGUUUGCACAGCGCUUGGAGCAGACAACUACGAGUGUGAUUGUACACGAACAGGAUUUUAUGGACAAAACUGCACAACACGUAAGUGUCAAUAGCACACAUGUGGUGCACUGAAAACCUAAAAGGUCCUGAAUGUCCAAUGAUAAUAAAUCUUCUCUCUUGGUUUUUACAGCUGAGUUCUUCACCUGGAUCAAAAUCACCCUGAAACCAACUCCAAACACCGUCCACUACCUUCUCACCCACUUCAAGGGUUUCUGGAACAUCAUCAACAACAUCUCAUUUCUCCGGAACGCCAUCAUGAGAUACGUGCUGACAUGUAAGCACUCACUAGCUGAAGGCAAAAUGAAAAGAUUGAUGGAAAAUUGCUCAUCAGCACACCAAAUAAUUAGCACUGUAGGUUGUAAAGAAGCUUUUGUGGCUUGUAUACUAAUGUUGAACUCUUUUUUUCUCUUCAGCCCGAUCCCACCUGAUUGAUAGUCCUCCAACUUUCAAUGCGGAUUAUGGGUACAAAAGCUGGGAGGCCUAUUCAAACCUUUCUUACUAUACACGUACCCUCCCCCCUGUACCUGAGGAUUGCCCAACCCCUAUGGGAGUAGUAGGUGAGUGCACUCUCGCUACGUUUGGAGAACCAGUUUUCUCAGAUUCUUGAAUACUGAGCCAGAGUGGCUUGGCCCCAUUACAUCACAGGAAGCGCAUAUAUUGAAAUUACCCCGCUUCGCUAUUGGUAGGGUGGAAAUGUACUUAGGGAACGCAGCGAAACCUGCUUCAGCAAGCCCAAACUUGAGGACUUAAAUCCUCUUUUUUUAUCAGAUUUUACACAAUGUAGCCUUAGGACUUCACAGUGAAAGAAAACCCCUUUAAUAGCUUUCCCUAUCAGGAAAGUAGAUCGUAUCUGCUAACUCUACUGUUUCUGAUUGUUUCCCCAGGCAAAAAGGAGCUCCCCGACGCUAAGGUUCUUGCUGAGAAGCUUCUAGUGAGAAGGAAGUUCAUACCCGAUCCACAGGGAACCAGCCUGAUGUUUGCUUUCUUCGCACAGCAUUUCACCCACCAGUUCUUCAAAUCUGACAUGAAAAAUGGGCCAGCUUUUACCGUCGCUAAAGGCCAUGGGGUAAGCACAGAAAGUCACAAGCUAAAUCUGAUUUAGUCUGGAAAAAGAGACAAUAGAAAUCGAUUUGAAUUGAAAGAGAAUUAGUCGGUGUUUAAGAUGAGUUAAUGUUGUUUUUACUUUCAGGUGGACCUUGGCCACAUUUAUGGAGACAACCUGGAGAGGCAGCACAAGCUCAGACUCUUUCAGGAUGGCAAGCUUAAAUAUCAGGUAUGACAAGUCACAGCUGCUCUCUACUCUAAACAGUCAAAUACUUCAGACCACCCAAGUGUUUAACAGUUUCAUCCCCUCUUGUGUAACUCUGCAGAUCUUAGAUGGAGAAAUGUACCCCCCAACAGUUAAAGAAGUGGGUGCUGAGAUGCACUACCCCCCUCAUGUCCCUGACUCUCACCGCUUUGCCGUGGGCCACGAGGCCUUCGGUCUGGUCCCAGGCCUGAUGAUGUACGCCACCAUCUGGCUGCGGGAACACAACCGGGUGUGUGACGUGUUAAAGGAGGUCCACCCUGACUGGGACGAUGAGAGGCUCUUUCAGACCACACGACUCAUUCUGAUCGGUGAGUUUAUAUAAAAUUCUAAAAGUAAAGCACAUUUAUGUCGGUGAAGCAGAAAAACUAUGAUAAAAAGGUUUGUGAUGCUUUCGAAAUCAAUAAAGAUAACACCGCAGAUAGGAAAAGAGGAAGAAGAAUUUUUUUAUGAUGGCACACUUGCAAACGUACUGCACUCAGUUAAGCAGCAAGCACUACUGUGAUGGUAAUGAUUAACCAAGAGAUACGCAAAGGAGGAAGUGUCGAGGUUUUUGUUUGGGGACUUUCUUCUGUGACUACAAGCUAAAAGAGUAAAAAAGAACUCUCAAAAGUAUUUACCAAUGCCUGGUUUUAUUACAGAGAAGGUUUAGAUUUCCUGAGUCAGAGUUUGUGCUCUUGUGGUUUUAAGUUUCCACAUCACUCUUGUGUAAGUUACAGAUUGAACCUCAGAUGACAAAAAAAUCUAAGUGAAGUAACAUAAAGCAGAAGCUUCAAAGUAGAUCAAGUUUUUUAAACAACCAUAGUACCUGCAUCAUCUCAUAUAAAACCAAUUUUCCCUGCAGGAGAGACCAUCAAGAUUGUGAUUGAGGACUACGUCCAGCACCUGAGCGGCUAUCACUUCAAGCUCAAGUUUGACCCCGAGCUGCUCUUCAAUCAGCGCUUCCAGUACCAGAACCGCAUUUCAUCUGAGUUCAACACCCUGUACCACUGGCACCCGCUGAUGCCCGAUACUUUCCACAUUGAGGAGCAGGAGUACAACUAUAAACAGUUUGUCUUUAACACGUCUGUUGUGACUGAGCACGGCAUCAGCAACCUUGUGGAGUCAUUCACCAAGCAGAUUGCAGGACGGGUAAGGACUGUUUUAGCUCGAGUAUCAACAUUGUGAUCAAGUUUUUAGAACCACUGUUGCUUAUUGAUUUUUUUUCCCUCUUUUUCAAGGUUGCCGGUGGCAGAAAUGUCCCAGGACCUAUCCUGCACGUGGCCAUUAAGUCUAUUGAAAACAGCAGGCAGAUGCACUACCAGUCCCUGAACGCCUACAGGAAGCGUUUCGGCAUGAAGCCCUACAGCUCUUUCGAAGACAUAACAGGUGAGAUAAAGUCACAUACAAAUGCUAAUUGUUGGGGAGAGUGACAUGACGUGGUAAUGAAAGAACUCAUUGUCAAUGUGAAGUGAAAAGAAAUGCUGCCUCAGGCCAAAUUACUGCCAUAUUAUUAGCAGCAUUGUUCCAGGCUCAUCGCAGGAAUUCAUGCAAGCUUAAGAAACACACCCACACACUCCAGAUUAAAGCUUGGUUCAUAGACUACGUAUUAUUAAAAAACUGUUUGGUUUCACUGUUGCGCAUGUUGAAGGUUAGGAAUUUAUUUCCGUGACUCUUGGGAACCAGAUGUUCAUUUCAUCCUAAGAUAGUGUAAGCAGAUUGUCAUCACAGAGAGCACAGACGUAAACAGAGCAGAAGGGCCUCCUGCUUCAGAGGCAAGGAUUUAGAAGAAAAAAGACGUUUCAAUGAUUAAGAUUUAACUAUAAUGUAUGAGGGGAGAAAAUAUCUUUGUGUGAUAAAGGGCUAGAUUAAAAAGAGAUUCUUUUCAGUGACAAUUUGCUGGAGUUGACUCGGUCAAAACAUCUCUCAUAUUUAGUCUAGCAGCCAGAUCUGCUUCAGCUAAGAGAUAACAGAUCAAAACUAAAUCCUGUUUUUUGUUACUCAGGAGAGAAAGAAAUGGCGUCCAUCCUCGAGGAGAUGUACGGACAUGUCGAUGCUGUGGAGCUCUACCCAGGUCUGCUGGUGGAGAAACCCCGGCCCAGUGCAAUCUUUGGGGAGACCAUGGUCGAGAUGGGAGCCCCUUUCUCUCUCAAGGGCUUGAUGGGAAACCCCAUCUGCUCCCCAGAAUACUGGAAACCAAGCACCUUUGGGGGCAGCGUGGGCUUCAACAUCGUAAACACCGCCUCUCUGCAAAAGCUGGUCUGCAACAACGUGCGUGGCCCCUGUCCUGUGGCAUCCUUUCACGUGCCUGAUGUUAAAGAGACGGGGUCUAUGAUCAUCAACUCCAGCACAUCCCACUCAGGCAGUGGCGAUAUCAACCCUACAGUCAUUUUGAAAGAAAGGACUACUGAGCUCUAACUGUUUUCUUUAUUUCAUUAGGGAAUUUUUUCUA